Molecule: messenger RNA, 3624 nt
Organism: Archocentrus centrarchus (flier cichlid)
Lineage: Eukaryota; Metazoa; Chordata; Actinopteri; Cichliformes; Cichlidae
Gene: timm44
Product: translocase of inner mitochondrial membrane 44 homolog (yeast)
Exons: 13
Coding region: 65-1447 (460 amino acids)
Biological process (GO): protein import into mitochondrial matrix
Cellular component (GO): mitochondrial inner membrane
Molecular function (GO): protein-folding chaperone binding
Source: RefSeq, a predicted model, not a curated record
UCUAAACCGUCCCCACGUUGACGUGGAAGGUCACCGGAAGAAGGUCACAAGCACGACAUUCAAAAUGGCGACCCCCUUGUGUCAGUGUUAUCAGAUAUGUGUAAGAAGGGGUUUGGUGGCAUUCCCUUCCUCUUACCUGCUGCUUUCCAACAGACCCAAUGUCUACAGGAUACGAGGCCUCCUCCCAAACCCUCCACAGGUGCCUCAGUCACCCCUUCUUCAGGUAAGGUAUUUGUCAGGGGAGCGGGGUGGUGGCCGAAGAGGGUUCCUUGGCGAGUUCUUGGAUAACCUCAAACAGGAGCUAAACAAGAACAAGGAAAUGAAAGAAAAUAUCAAAAAGUUUCGGGAAGAGGCCAAAAAACUUGAGGAGUCAGAUGCACUGAAGCAAGCUCGGAGGAAAUAUAAAACUAUAGAGUCUGAAACAGUGAAGACCUCAGAGGUUCUCAAGAAGAAAUUGGGAAACAUUUCAGAAACAGUUAAAGAGGGACUAGAAGAGGUCAGUCGUACAGAAUUUGGGAAGAAAAUCAAAGAAGGAAUGGAAGAAGCAGCCAAAACAGCUAAGACAUCUGCAGAAACGGUCUCCAAGAGUGGAGAGAUGCUGGGAAAGACGGGUGCAUUCAAAGCAAUAUCUCAGGGAAUGGAGAGUGUGAAGAAAGAGAUCGGUGACUUGGGUCACACUGGCCCUUAUCGGCCUCCCGCCAGACUCAGAAAGAGGACUGAGUUCUCCUCCAAGGGGUCAGGGGAUGACAGCAAGGUCUUCGAAGCCAAUGAGGAAGCUAUGGGUGUGGUGCUCCACAAAGACUCAAAAUGGUACCAGCAGUGGAAGGACUUCAAAGACAACAAUGUGGUCUUUAAUAGGUUCUUUGAGAUGAAGAUGAAGUAUGAUGAGAGCGACAAUGCCUUUAUCAGAGCAUCCCGUGCUGUCACUGACAAGAUGACUGACCUUAUAGGUGGGCUGUUUUCAAAGACCGAGAUGUCCGAAGUAUUAACAGAGAUUUUAAAAGUGGACCCUUCCUUUGACAAGGAUUCCUUUCUCAAACAAUGUGAACGAGAUAUCAUCCCCAAUAUACUGGAGGCGAUGAUUAGAGGGGAGUUGGAGGUACUCAAGGACUGGUGUUAUGAAGCGACAUACAGCCAGCUGGCACAUCCAAUUCAGCAAGCCAAGGCCAUGGGGCUUCAGUUCCACUCCAAGAUUCUGGACAUCGACAAUAUUGAUCUGGCCAUGGGUAAGAUGAUGGACCAGGGUCCAGUGUUGAUUAUCACCUUCCAGGCUCAGUUAGUCAUGGUGAUCCGAAACACCAAAGGAGAAGUGGUGGAAGGAGAUCCUGACAAAGUGCUCAGGAUGAUGUACGUGUGGGCUCUCUGUCGAGACCAGGAAGAACUCAACCCAUAUGCUGCCUGGAGACUACUUGAUAUCUCUGCCUCUAGCACUGAACAGAUCCUCUAAGACUCUUUGGUAUGGACAGUCACUGAGAGACCGUUCUUCACCAAACAGUCUCUGAGGCUGGCUGGGAAGAUUUGGGGGAGGAGGAGAAGGAAAACACAGAGAUGGACACAGGGGCCCUGACUUACUUUGCUAUGGAAACACUGUGGAGUAGUGUUGCUGAAUGAUAUAGGUGCUUCACAGUCUCUUUUUGGCUUCAGUUUGGUACAGUCAGUAAUUCCUGACCAUUCCUCAGGCUUACACUUGGGGGCAGUAGACUACCAACAACACUGAUCCAAAGUCCUUUUUGCAGUGCCUGCAUGGCUCUCCUUUUCUGAAUUGGUGUAGGCCUGCCAUUGUUGACAUUUAAAAGAUAAACGUUGUUAUUUAACUUAGGUUCAACUUAUCAAUAUGAGGAAUAGUUAUGUGGGAAUCAGCGGAAUAGUUAUGUACCUCAAACUUCAGAUUGGUGUUAAUUUGUUAAAACGGACCUACUCCUCUGUCCAGUUAGUCCACCGUAUACCUUCCUUUCACCGCCACGGUGCUGGUGCCUAAGCUAAAAAGAGACUCGUGCUUUUAUGGCACAUCACCAUAAACUUACUGGGCCCAAAGCUGGCACAUCAAACUGGGUUAGUUGUUUCAAAACUCACAAAGGGAAACACUUGGUCCUGAAGUGGCUCCACACCAGCAUCACUUUGGUGGAAGAGGUAACAGUGGCUGGUUUCACCAGUGCCAAUCAGUGCGUUCCCAUCUUUAUCAAACAUUGCCAUCCUUGUUUGUAUAAUAAUUCAGUGUGAUUGCUAAACUGUAAGAAUCUAUAUUUAUUAUGAAAAAUAAAGAUGAGCAGUCACUUUUGGAAACACAUUUGAAUCCAGCUUUUUUUUACCUUUUACCUUCCAAACAGUUAAGCUUGCCUUCAGUUUUGGAGGAUAUCAUGUGAUUCCUACUAGGGCAGUUGCUAAUUAUUAUUUUAAAAUUAAAUCCUCAUGUGGGAUUUCAGUGUUGGAUGUAAUAUUUCCUUUGGGAGAAAUGCUACUUCUGAGUGACUUUUACAGUUACAUUUCCAGAGCUGAGCUGAAGCAUUCAUUUGCUUUGAAUGAACUUUAGCAACCUGUGUAAGUCUGAAGUGCAAUGGCUGUCUUGAUGUGAGGUGCACAUGAGUAAAAGAAGAUUUUUUUUUUUUGCUCAUCUUUUGCCAAGAUCAGAUUGGAUUGUUUCAUCAGCAUCAAUGAUUUGUGCCAUCAUGUGCUUCUUUUCAGUGUUUUCUGGUAAGAUUGCUUGGCCUGCAGUGUUGUAAUAUGUCAUAAAGUCACUGCUGCAGGAGUUCAGUGUGCCAUGUUGUUGUGCAGUUAGCAUCCCAGAAGUUCCUCUCAUAGAAAUGUGUAACAAUAGAGGUUACAGAGGCCAAAUGGCACCCAUAGAAUUUCUCAAGAGUCUGUCUGGAAAAAUACAUUUCACCUUGAGCGUGAAUGUCUUCACUGAUAAGUAAUUUUAAAGAACAAUUAGGUCUACAAAUCUUAAUUAAAUGCGCCGUUUUGUUGAACAACCUUUGCACCCGUAGUUUGCAGCAGAAAAGAGUUUAAGGUCAGAGUAUGUAGCAAGCAAAGAUGCACCAAGCGUUUUUCUCCUGUCCAGCCAGAAACAAGUCAUGGUUACAUUUUCUUGUCUGUAUUUGGCUUAUUUCCAUUGUGUACAAUGUGAACUUGUUAUUUAAAAUUGCAGUCAGCAGGAUAACUCCAUUUUGGUUGCUUUCAUGUGUUUCAUUUUAGUUUGUCAAUAACUUUUGUAAUAUCCAUAAAACUUUUGUCAAAGACCAACAAAAUCUGUCAAAUGUGAGUUUGGAUUCCAAGGUCUUGAAUAAUCAGGUCCCAUCUUAAAGACCUCAUAGUACCGUAUCACCCCAAUAGAGCAUUUUGCUCUCAGACUGCUGGCUUACUUGUGGUUUCUAGCAUACUUAAGAGUAGAAUGGGAGGCAGAGCCUUCAGCUUUCAGGCCCUUCUUCUGUGGAACCAGCUCCCAGUCUGGAUUCAGGAGACACCCUCUCUACUUUUAAGGUUAGGCUUAAAACCUACUUUUUGACAAAUCUUAUAGGGCUGGACCCUCCCUUAGUUAUGCUGCAAUAGCUUAGGCUGCUGGGGGUUUCCCAUGAUGCACUCUGUUUUUUCUUCAUUCACCUCUUUUCACUCUCUCUGCAUUUAUAC